Candoia aspera is the source of this 1161-nucleotide messenger RNA. RefSeq names its product BarH like homeobox 2 (gene BARHL2). The record is from RefSeq and is a predicted model, not a curated record. Gene Ontology annotation, biological process: regulation of transcription by RNA polymerase II. The transcript has 3 exons. Gene Ontology annotation, molecular function: DNA-binding transcription factor activity, RNA polymerase II-specific; RNA polymerase II transcription regulatory region sequence-specific DNA binding. Gene Ontology annotation, cellular component: nucleus. NCBI's taxonomy places the organism in Eukaryota, Metazoa, Chordata, Lepidosauria, Squamata, Candoiidae. Bases 1 to 1161 code for a protein of 386 amino acids.
AUGGAAGGAUCUAGCGCUUCUAGUUUUGGAAUAGACACGAUUUUGUCUAAUCCCAGGUCCGGCAGCCCGGUUAUGAUGAACGGAGACUUUCGGACCGCCCAUGGCGAGGCCAGGGCGGCGGAUUUUCUCAACCAGGCCACUCCGUCCCCUUGUUCGGAAAUAGACACUGUGGGGACGACUCCCUCCUCGCCUAUCUCGGUCACCGCAGAGCACCCCGAGCAUCAUCUGGCGCAAGACGGCUUGUCGCCCCAGCAUCACCAUCUUCAUCACAGCCAACAUCCAGAGCAGCAACAGCCAAAAAGUUUGCAGCUGUCGCCCCAGCAACAGCAGCAGCAGCAGCAGCAGCAGCAGCAGCAGCAGCAGCAGCAGCAGCAGCAAUUAGGUUCGGGCAGCUCUGCCCCCAGGACUUCCACUUCUUCUUUUUUAAUUAAAGACAUUUUGGGAGACAGCAAACCGCUGGCAGCGUGUGCCCCUUACAGCACCAGCGUCUCCUCUCCCCAUCCCACCCCCAAGCAAGAGAGCAACGCGGCUAACGAAAGUUUCAGGCCAAAACUCGAGCAGGACGACAGCAGAACCAAACUGGACAAACGCGACGAUUCCCAGAAUGAGCUGAAAUGCCACGGGGCAAAAGAAGAAGGGGAUCGUGAAAUUUCAAGCAGCAGGGAUAGCCCUCCUGUGCGGGCAAAGAAGCCUCGCAAGGCGCGGACUGCCUUCUCCGACCAUCAGCUCAACCAGCUGGAGAGGAGCUUCGAGAGGCAGAAGUACCUGAGCGUCCAAGACCGCAUGGACUUGGCAGCCGCCCUCAAUCUGACUGACACCCAGGUCAAAACCUGGUACCAAAAUCGGAGAACCAAGUGGAAGCGGCAGACGGCAGUGGGGCUGGAGUUGCUGGCUGAAGCUGGGAAUUACUCGGCUCUACAGCGGAUGUUCCCGUCGCCUUAUUUCUAUCACCCGAGCCUGCUGGGCAGCAUGGACAGCACCACGGCGGCCGCGGCGGCCGCGGCAAUGUACAGUAGCAUGUACCGGACUCCGCCUGCGCCUCACCCUCAGCUUCAGAGGCCUCUGGUGCCCCGGGUUCUGAUCCACGGCCUCGGCCCGGGGGGGCAGCCGGCCCUCAACCCCUUAUCCAACCCCCUUCCAGGGACCCCUCACCCGCGGUGA